AUGAAAGAUAAGUCGCAGGAACAGCAGCCAGAACCCGUUGUGUUUGAUUUCCUCAUUUCAUCAGCAUUUUUGAGGAACACGCUGAAUGACUUCGUCCAAAACAAUAAUGUGCCUAAGGAGUCCACUAUCCGUAUUGAGUGUAUUGUACAAGAAUCAGCACCAGUGCCCAUUCACGAAAUUGAUUUAUCCGAGUGGGCUGAGAGCAGUGGCAUGUUUGCUGCAAGCUAUACUGUUAGAAAAACCGCUACUGUACCGGGUGAUAAGGCAUCCAUGAUCACUUAUAAUAUUGGAAGAACCACGCAAAUCCCGGAGCCCCAGGAAUUUUAA
Gongylonema pulchrum is the source of this 327-nucleotide messenger RNA. NCBI's taxonomy places the organism in Eukaryota, Metazoa, Nematoda, Chromadorea, Rhabditida, Gongylonematidae. The record is from the annotation of a GenBank genome assembly.